Messenger RNA from Sordaria macrospora k-hell, 1158 nucleotides. RefSeq lists its product as uncharacterized. The record is from RefSeq and is a predicted model, not a curated record. Lineage: Eukaryota; Fungi; Ascomycota; Sordariomycetes; Sordariales; Sordariaceae.
AUGCCAAUCCAUUACAGCUCUUUCGGUGCGGCCUUGCGCCCUCUUGGUCGCCAAUGUCGUCGUCUUCCCCAGCUUUCUGCUCCUCCACCCUCAUUCACCGUGAGAGUUAACGGCGCAAACAAUGUCUCCCGAAACUUCACUACUUCGAAUACUCUACGAACCGGUCGUCAAGAGCCGGAACAUUACAAGAAUCACUAUGAAACGUUAAACGUUCACUUUGACGCCACUCAGGCGGAAAUCAAGAAAUCCUUCUACCACCUCUCCAAAGCCCACCACCCUGACCACAACCCUUCAGACCCUCACUCCGCCCACCGCUUCAUGCGCAUCUCCGAAGCCUACUCCAUCCUCUCCCACGCCGACAAGCGCCUCAAGUACGACCGCGACGUCCUGCGUCUUCACUUGCGCGCCCGCGCCCACGGCUCGCACCACUCCUCCUCCGUCGGUCCAGCCGGCGGCCGUCCGGCAUCCGGUCUUUCCAAACGGCGCAGCACGACCCAAGGCGCUCCACCCCCCAGUUUCUUCAGACAAGGCGGGUACGGCGAGUCGAAAGCUAAACGCGAGCGAGAAAAGCAAAGAGCCGCAGAGACGGGGUAUCCUCAGGGUGGUUUCGCUGGCUUUGCUGGCUUCGGUUCCCAGACCACCAAUGAAACCGGACCCGGAGGACGACAAGAAAGAAAAGAAUGGACAGGCCAACACUUCGACCCCUCGACAGCCCCUCACUUUGACAGCGAGCAACACACGCGCACGCACGAACAGCUAUGGGAAAACCUAAAGAAGUCGCAUGCGCGGAGGCAAGAGCAGGCUAGACAGCAGCAGCGGGACCAGCAGUUCUACUAUCAGCAACACGGGGAGGAGGAGGAGCGGGCGCAAACGCAAGGAGGGGGUGGGAAGAAGGUGUUGCCGGAGCUUCAGCAGGGGAAUUGGACGAGCUUCUUUGUGGUCACGGCGGUGUUAGUGGUUUCGAGCUUUGGACCUUAUUGGCUGUUUGGGGAGUGGAAGAGUACCGGGAAGGGUGCGGCUGGUGGUGGUGGUGGUGGUGGUGGUGGUGGGAAGAGCAGUGGUGGGAACGGAAGUGGUGGGGGAGUAGGAAGCAGGCUGCCGCGGCUGCUUGAUGGGUGGGAAGGUCGCUGUGGUGAUGAUGAUUAUGAACAAGACUGA